AUGUCAACCCGUAUUCUGCGCUAUGCUCUCACUGAGCAGAAGAGCUAUCUCAGCUGGAUAUUCCAAGCUAUCUCCUUUCGCUCCACGUAUGGAGGGCGCAAGAAGAAUUUAGCUUCGAAUGGAGCUCCCUUGAUUCAGGCAUGUUCACUAGCCAAUGAGAUCCCAUACUUCAUGCAGCCUCCCAAUGGUAUGCCGAGUCACCCAAGCUACUAUUUCCGACGAAGCGGAUCUCAAGUGCAGAGCUAUUUCGGGUCACGAAAGCCACUCAUAUUGGACCAAUUACUCGUGGGCACCCGAGAGAUCGGCACAGAUAGGUACACAAGAGCGGAUCCCUGGGCCAGGGGCCAUGUCGGCGCCAUGCUGGGGCUGACUGCGGCUGCCAGACAAUUUUCGAAUCGCGAUACCUUGCAUAGUCCAUUGCGCAACGUUCAAAAUACCUAA
Messenger RNA from Penicillium soppii, 441 nucleotides. RefSeq lists its product as uncharacterized. NCBI's taxonomy places the organism in Eukaryota, Fungi, Ascomycota, Eurotiomycetes, Eurotiales, Aspergillaceae. Bases 1 to 441 code for a protein of 146 amino acids. The transcript has a single exon. The record is from RefSeq and is a predicted model, not a curated record.